This is a messenger RNA of Meloidogyne enterolobii, 222 nucleotides long. The record is from the annotation of a GenBank genome assembly. Lineage: Eukaryota; Metazoa; Nematoda; Chromadorea; Rhabditida; Meloidogynidae.
UUAUUCGAAUAUUUCUUUUUCCGGAUUUUGAAGACAUAAAGUCGAUGCAUACAUAUGAGAGACGAUUUCCGGAACAGACAUUUAUGGUCACUAAAAUCAACCAACCUUAAUCUUUUCUCUAACAUUGUCUCUAUUGUUUUUGCUUGUUCUUUCACCCCUAUUUUUUAUUUUGCCAUUCUCUCCUUAUUCAUAUUGUGUAGUCUUCCUUUUAGAUUUUUUUAG